AUGUUUCAUAUUUGCCUUAACGAGUCACCAAAAUUUUGGCACCCCCCCAUAAAUUAUAUACGAAAUUUGACUCGAAUAAAUGGAUAUAUAAAAGAAAAAAGCAAAUCCGUUUUUCAUUACAAUAAGUAUAGAAACAUAACAUAUAGUAAUUAUAAUAAAAAUGAAACAAUUGACCAAAAAAUAUUUGAUAAAACCCCAAAACAGUGUCCACCUUGUUUUAUUUUUCGAAAAUAUGGUUAUAUUUGUGAAGGAGAAAAUAUAAAAAUAUGGGGAAGAAUUGCAAAAAAAAAAAAAAAUAUAAGUUCUAGGAAACAUUCAUAUUUAUUAAAUUCAAAAGGUAGAAAAAGAGCAUCAACAAAGAGUAACAAUCGUUAUGUAGAUAAUAUAAAAUGUGAAGAUAAUGAAAAUAAUGAAAAUGAUGAAAAUGAUGAAAAUAAUGAAGAUAAUGAAGAUAAUGAAGAUAAUGAAAAUAUAUUUGAAGCCUCAAUUUUACGAAAAAAUAAAGAAAUAAAGAAUAUAAUAAAAACAAAAUUGGAAAACACAAAAAAAGAAGAAAAAUAUGAUAACCCUAUUGGUGAUAUAAAAAAUGGUAAAGAGAAUAACAUAGAAAAAGAAUGUAGUAAAGAUGGAGUUAAAUUUUUAAAUGUUUUAUAUAGACUUAUAAAAAUAUCAAAAAAAAAAAAAAAUAUUAUGAAUGAAAAUAUAGAAAAUGGAUUAAAUAGAAGAAUGUUAUAUUUUAUAAAAAAUGAAAAAGAUAUGAGAAUAAUAUUUUUAUUAUUACACACAUUAAAUAAAUUAGUGUGUAUAAAUAAUUUAAUAAAAGAUAAUUUAAAUGAUGAUAUAUAUAAAAUAACAGACUCAGAAUUAUUAUCAAUAAUACUUCGAAUAUUAGUAAAUUCUUUUUAUCAAGACAAUAAAAUGUUAUCAAAUAUUAUGAACAAAUUAAAAGAAAAUAUUAUAUUAGGUACAUGUAGUACCUUAACUAUUAGUAACAGUUUUUAUUCUUAUUCAAUAUUAUAUAAAAGAAAUAUAAUCGAAUUUGAAAAUAUGCCUUUGCAAGAAAUUAUUCAAAUUAUAUCAAAUUAUUAUACAUGUUUUUCAAAUAUAGAAUUAUGCGAAAUUUUGGAAUCUUUUGGAAUUAUAUUAGCUUCAAAAAAAAGUAAAAAAAUUAAUGAUAAUAUAAAAUCUGAUCAAUUAAGAGAAACUAUUAAAAAAGAUAAAAAUUUUUAUAAAAAUUAUAGUAAAUUAUUUUUGAAUGUAGGAAAUUAUAUUAUAAAUAUGGAUAUAAAAAAAAAUAUAAGUUUUCAUAAUUUAAUAAAAUUAAUAUAUUCUUAUGCUAAGUGUAAAAUAUAUCAUGAAAAAUUAUUUCUUUAUUUAUAUCCAGUUUUAUUGAAAAAUAUAAAAUACUAUAAUGAAGAUAUUAUGAGAAAAAAAGUGUUUGAAAAUUACAAAAUAAAUAAUAAUUGUAAAACAAGUUUAGAUAAAAAUCAGACAGAAAAUGAUAUAAAUAUAGACGAGGGAAAAAAUGAUAAAUUUCUAUCAUUAUAUUUUUUAAUAAAUAAUAAUGAACAAAAUGAAAUAAUAAUGAAUAUGACAAAAAAUGUAACUAAGAUUUUAUAUUCAUAUAGUAAAUUUAAUAUGCAUAUUGAUGAAUUAAAUAAUGAGAUAUUAUUAUUUUUACAAAAUAUGUACAAUUAUAUGGAUUAUGCAGAUUUGUCUCAAUGUCUAAUUUCUUUAACAAAAAUAAAUUGUAAUAUAAAUAUAUUAUUAUCAAAAAUAGAUCACAGCCAUUUUAAUGUUAAUUCAAAUUAUAUAUAUCUUUUUAGAAAUUGUACAUCCAUAGAUUUAAUGAAUUAUUUAUUAAGUUUUAGUCGAAAUUUAUAUAUGAAAAAAGAUGUCUAUAAUAUAUUAGCCGAAUUAUUUAUUAAUAAUAAUAAAAUAUAUACAUUAGAAAAUAUUGAUUUAAUUAAUAUAAUUUAUGCAUAUAGUAAAAUAUAUUAUAUUCAUAAUAAAUUAUUUACAAUUGUUGAUAAUAUUCUUAUUUCAAGACUUGAUAUAAAUCAAAAUUAUUUAUCACCUCAACUUGCAAUUAAAUAUAUAAAUUCAUGUGCAAAAAUAUUAUAUAAAAAUGAUAAUAUUAUAUAUAAAAUUGUAGAAAUUGCACACAAAAAUAAUUUUCAAGAUAUCCAAAUUUUUGAUUUAUUCAAACUUUUAUCAAAUUCAAAAAAAUUAAAUUUAAAUUUCAAAACUUUAGAAAACCAUAUAAAAAUUAUAUCUCCAAAUUUUACCCUGGACUCACCAACUUAUCAAAACUUUUAUUACAAAGCCUCAAAAGAUAUUCAUGUUCGAAAAAAAAAAUGGAUAUGGUAA
Molecule: messenger RNA, 2370 nt
Organism: Plasmodium yoelii
Lineage: Eukaryota; Apicomplexa; Aconoidasida; Haemosporida; Plasmodiidae
Product: heptatricopeptide repeat-containing protein, putative
Exons: 1
Coding region: 1-2370 (789 amino acids)
Source: RefSeq, a predicted model, not a curated record